AUGUCUAACGGUGUACAAGGUUUAAAUGUGGCUGCUGCUGCUGCUGCUGCUGCUGCUGAUGGCACUGAUGACGUCGAUUUGGCAUGCGAGGCACGCAGCUCACGAGUUAAUGUUGCUGGCGUGCAAUACAAGGCGCAUUGUGCGUGGCAGCCCCAGCACCAACAGCAGCAGCAGCAGCAGCAGGGCGUCGUGCGGGGCUGGCAGGAGGCGUGCCAGUCAGCGGAUAGCAGUGACAUGCAAACACAGGCGCAUGCGCGUGCUGAAUACAGCGACAACAACCACAGCAACAACAGCAACACAGGAGCGGAAGUUGUCAGCAAUUGGGAGCGCGCGCAAGUCGAGCUUGGCCAAAAUCAAAAAUUGUUGAAAAUUGUUGAAAAUCUUGUGCAAAUUGAAGAUUGUAAAAUUAGCAACGAUAUUGGCCAAAGCGAGCAGCAGCAGUUGCUACAGCUACAGCAACAGCAGCAGCAGCAGAAAGAAUUUUUUUUUACUACCAAUAAGAACGACGCGAGCAGCGCAGCUGGCGACGACGCUGACAGCGACGCGCGACGUACAGAAAAAUUUGUGCAAAAAAUUUGUGAAAAUGAUUUAAAUGUCAAUUUUUUUAACAAUUCGAGUGAAAAUGUGCAAAGCGACAUAGCGACAGUAGCAACAACAACAAAAGAGUCUAGUGAUAGUGACGAGCAAUCGUUGUUGUUGUUGUUGGUGGAGGAGGAGCAGCAGCAGCAACACCACCACCAGCAGAAGGAGGUGCCAUUGUCAUUGCCAUAUUUGAAGCUAGACAACCGAUGGCAGCAGCAAUUGCCAGCGACGAAUGUUGCUGCUGGCCCAGUGCACGCGACUGACGCCAAACGUAACGAGCAAUGCUCUAAUCAAGGCGAACUAUCGAACAAUUCCAAACAGCUCGGCGUUGGCAAUGAUCUAGGGCAUAAGCAGGAGGCGACGUUAGCAACGAGCAGCGCAACAAGCUGCAACGAUAAGGAUCUUAUUGAUUUCGGUGACGAUUUGACCGAGGAUUUUGUGGCCAGCCAAAGGCUCAAGCGCUUACAGCAUAAUUUUCAGGGACGCGUUAACAGCAGCAGCAGCAGCAGUAGCAGCAGCAGCUCUGCCAGCAACAACAGCUGUGGUGAGGCUGUUGUAGUUGAUGAUUGUGUAAAGGCAUCCUUGAGACAGCAACAGCAACAGCAACAGCAACUAAUACAACUAAAUGCCAGCACAGCGACAAUAAGCACAACAAAGAAACUACCCCCACAGCCAGCACUAGCAGUAGCAGGAGGAGGAGUAGCAACACCCAACAGCAACAGCAGCGCUCUGCAGGACAAUAAAAUAGUUGAAAGCGCGCUAUUGGCCGUGGCCCCAGGCUCAAGUGCAAUACAAUUAAAUCGAAAUUGUAUACAAGACAUUGCUAAUGAACAAAUUGCCAAAGCAAAUAGCAGACAACAGCAGCAGCAGCAGCAGCAGGAGCAAGAGCAGCAGGAGCAGGAGGAGCAGCAGCAAUUGCUGAAUACGCAGCAAGAAAUUGCAGAGCGCGUGCGCUGUGAGAGUUUGGCUGAUAGCAGCAGCAGCAGCGAGAGUAGCAGCCAGGUGCUGAUUGAAAUUGAGACACCAGCAACAACAGCAACAACAACAACAACAGCAGCAACAACAAUACGCAGCGCCUUUGUGCCCACUGCCAACGACAAUAGCAACAACAACAACAACAGUUACAGCUACAACAACAACAACAACAACAACAGCAGCAACAACAAUUGCAGCUCAUCGAGUGGCAAUUUUGUGGCGUCACUUAGCGAAUUCGAUGUGCAACGCUUUGGCGACUAUUUGAAGGCAGCGAGACAAUUGCAAUUGCUCGACAUUAGAGCGAGCGCCGGAGCUCCGAGUGAGCCGCUGUCCGAGUGCAGCAAGCAGCGACGCGGCUAUCAGUGCUACGACGAGUUGCUCGCUGAAUUUGUUAGCGAGCAGCAGCAACAGCAACAGCAACAGCAGCAGCAGCAAGAGCGAGUUGGCAUUAGCGAGAGCGAGAGCGAACAGAGUGAGAGCGAGAGCGAGAGCGAAAGCGUGUGCCAAUGCAAUGAGUGCCUAACAGUUCUAGCAGCAACUUAUACAACAGCAGCAGCAGCGAGUGCAAUCGUUAACAAUAAUACAUCAACAACAGCAGCAAUAGCAGCAACAACAGCAGCAGCAAUAGCAGCAGCAGCAGCAGCAACAACAACUGAUACGACAGCAACAAUUGCCACAGCGAACGUGCUCAAGAUGCGCGAAAUGAAUGGGCAGCUGCGCGGUCUGCUCAAGAAACCAAAUCGUCCGCCGCCGGUGCGUAAAAAUCGCGUCGUCUUCGAUGAGACACGCAACGAAUUCUUCGAGGCGGACUAUAUCAUAUUGAUACGGGAGGAUUGCGCCUACGAUGAGGAGGACGAGGAGCCCUGCACCUGCGGCGAGCAUGAGCUGGUGCGGCUCUGCUGUGAGGAGGGCUGCCAGUGCAACUAUGCGGUGAGUGCCGCUGAUGCGGCCGAUGGACGAACGCCACAGAGCCCCAAAUUCCAGCCGCCCAUCGACUUUGUGGACGAUGCGGCGCUCAGUCCACCGGAUGGCUACAAGGACAACAGCUUGAAGAAUACGCUGGGCGGUGCGCUCAGUGGUCACAUCUUUGGGGCGCAGCAUCUGCAACAGUUGCAGGUGAUACAGCGUCUGCAGCAGCAGCGUGCCGCAAUGUUGGCGGCGCGCAACGGCAAUGGCAACAAUCAAGUACCGCCACCGCCGCCGCCAGUGGGCAGCGCUCAGCAGCAGCAGCAACAGCAGCAGCAACAACAACAACAGCAGCAGCAGCAACAACAGCAGCAGCAACAACAACAGCAUCAUGCCACAUCCCAGCAGCAGCAGCAGCAGCAGGCCGAUGAGGACCUGCAGGGCGUUUGCACUGAGUGCGCCGAGUGUGCCGAAUGCGCCGCAAAGCAGCUACAGGAUGCAGAAUGCAGCGCCGCCCAAUGCAACGAAGAGCUGACGCCCAUUGGCGUGCCAGCUGUGGCACUGCUGCCAUUGCACACCAGCUCACCGGAGCGUCGCAUCACGCAAAAGGAGAUCAUCGCCGGCGAGGAGCGUCCCAAAUAUGUGCUUCAAUCUCAAUACAAGCCCGCAGCGGCAGCAGCAGUCAAAGUUAGAAAGGAAUCGGGCAGUAGCAGCAAGCCCGCCGCAAGCUCUAGUCCCGGUUCCGUAUCCGUAACCGGUUCCGGCUACGGCACCAGCCUGGUGCCAGCAGCGGGCAGUAGCACAGCCAAGAAAAAAAGAUUUGUUGUUGAAACUAUUACCACUAUGACCACAGUGACCGAGCGACGCAUCAUACGCGAAGCGCCCGAGGAUCUGGCCGCUGCCAACUCAACUGGCACAGGAGCUGGCUCCACGCCAGCAGCGGACUUGCUGCCACCGGCACUGCCAGCCAAGGCAAGCGCCACAGCAGCCGCAGCAGCGGCGGCGGCGGCAGCGGCAGCAGCCACUGCUGCUGCAGGCUCCGCAGCUGGCUCGGAGCAAUACGAUGAGGAGAAACCUCCGCCCAUACCGCCCAAGGAGCUAACAACGACCACACAGAUCAGCGGUAUAUUAAAGGGCGGCAAGCUCUGGAAGCAGGACUCUAUUUCACAGCAAUCGGAUGACCAAAAUAACACCACCUCAGAGGACGAAAGUGGCGCUACGAAACGCUCGGUGCGUUUUGUGACCGAGGAUCAGGCGAACGCCGGCACCGAUGGCGAUGGUCAAUCGCUGUGCGGCGAGCUGGAUGAUAGCGAGAACCAGAUCAACGAGCUGAUACCCAUUAAGAAGCACUCGACACUGUUCAAUAAUGCGUUGCGUCCGAACUCGGCGGUGCGCCAACUGUUUCCCAGCGUCUCGGCCCAACAGGCGCCGGUGCUCACCUCGGAGGCAUUGCGCGCCUUCGAUGAGUCGAAGCGUGCCGGCUGCCUGGUCACCCAUUUGCCCGGCAGCUGCGGCGACUCGGACACCUUGCGGCGCAGCAUGGAGCGCAACAUACUCCGGCGCUCCCUGAUCAAGAAAAAGGCCGUCAAGUCGGACAUUUCGCUGGAGGAGCGCAUAAAGCAGCUGACCUGCGACAUUGAUGAGGAUCUGGUCGAGGAGCUGUCACGCGGCGUUGCCGAUGCUGAUCAGGAUCAGGAUUUGGCCAGCGACCGCGACUGCUCGGAGCUGGCACAGCGCGACAGUCCCGCCGGCGAGGAGAACCCCAACACGCUUGCGCCCAAAUUCAUGAAUGGCGAGAAGAGCUUCUCGCCCAGCAGCUCCGUCUCCAGCUCGUCCAGCGGCUCGUCGGCUUACAAGAAAAUCGCCGACAUCUUCAGUCGCGACAAGAAGCAGGAGAAGAUCAUGGAGCUGGAGGAGAAUCCUAUUGUUAUCAUACCACAGGAAUGCCGCUGCCCGGCCGCCCCAGACUUGGGCAUGGGCAUCCAGGUGCCAGUGGUGCACACACAAAUCCAUCGAACGCCGCCGCGCCAAAACGAGCCGAAGCGUCAAUUCUUAUCGACACUGGCGCCGCUGACAGCCUGUGUGGCCGGCAACAAGGACGAUCUGUCCUCCUACUACACACUGGCCGCAGCAGCGGCUGCCCAUCAGCAUGGGCACUCGGCGCAUGCGCAUGCCCAUUAUGCGGCUGCAGCGGCCGCAGCUGACUACAACAUGAGCCAGCUGCUGGGAGCGGCGGCGGCAGCGGGCGUUGGUGAUGCUGCGGCACAGCAGGCGGCAGCUGCAGCGAUGGCGGCACAGGGCUUGGCCAUGGGCGGAGGAGCAGGAGGCGGCGGAGCUGGAGCUGGCGCAGGAGCUGGUGGUGCGGGCGGUGGAGCUGCUGGCGGUGGGGAUGAGGCACGUAAGGUGGCGCCGGAUGUAAUUGCGGGCACACCCGGCCAGGAGACAACACAGCAGGACGAACUGGCCGCCUUUGCCCAGGCGGAGGCCAAGCGCACGGAGCAGCUGAAGAAACGCUACACGGGCGUAGAGAGCGCCUCGCAGUCCCAGUCGCAGGCGAGUAGCGACGACGACGAGCAGAACGAUUAUGGCUUCAACAAGCGGCCCUCGGUGCGCGGCAUCAAGCCCAAGUUCAGUUCCACCAACGAGAUUCUCGCCCAGAUGCAGGAGCAGCUCACUCAACAAAUACCCACAACGGUGAUCAGUAGCCAGCCGGUGCCACAGGCGAUCAAGGGCUACGCCAUGCCCAAUCAGCCCAAGCAGAACCCCUCGCCGCAGAAUGUGCCACAGCAGCAACAGCAGCAGCAGCAGCAGCAGCAGCAACAGCAGCAGCAACAACAACUGCAACAGCAAAUGGCCGCUGCGCUGCAGGCGAACACCAUAGCGCAGCAGAAGACGGAGCAGCGCACCUGGAGCUUCUACAGCGAGAGCGGAGAGCAGCAACGUUUUCCGGUGGACGCGGCGGCUGCGGCUGCCAUACAGCAGACCUACUACCAGACGCUGCCGGCUGGCGCCAUGUUCCGACAGACCAUGAUACAGCAGGGCGCCGCCGACGAUGCCUCGCUGCUGUAUGCGGCGGCACAGAACUGCCAGAGCGUCACGGCAACGGCAACAGCAACGGCCAUCGAGCAGAGCAAGCACAGCAGCUACAGCAGCCACUUUGCACGUAGCCCCACCCGACGGCCGGAGUCGCCGCCGCCAUUGCGUAACUAUCAUCAGACGAUGGUGCUGAUACCCUACAAUGCCGAAACCUAUUCCCAAUUUGCCACCAGCAGCAGUGUCGAUCCGAAGCUGGCGCACAUUCAGCGACAGAAUAUACUCGAGUAUCAGCAGGUAACACAGCAAACGAUUCGCGUGCCCAUUGGCUAUGCACUGCCCGGCAUGCAGUUGCAUGUGGUGAGUGGGCGUGGUCAUGCCGCCCACUACGCACAGCAUCCGCAACAGCAUCAGCACCAGCAGCAUCAACAGCAGCAGCAGCAGCAGCAACAACAGCAGCAACAACAGCAACAACAGCAGCAGCAACAACGUCUCAUGUCGCAGCAUUAUCAAUUCGCAGCAGAGGGCGGCAUGCCGGGCUUUAGUGAACGGGGCGUGCCCGAAGGAGCAGCAGCUGUGUCGCACAGCGAUUGCAGUGCCAUGGUCUCGCCGACAGGCGGAGCAGUUCAGCAACAGCAACAGCAGCAACAGCAACAACAGCAGCAGCAACAGCAGCAACAGGGAUCCGUUUAUUAUGCAAUGAACGUAUGACCCGGGCUGGAAUAGUCGCUGCCAGCGGCGGUGAUUGUUGAGCGCCGCCAAUGUCAACGCGUCGAGUUGUCAGCGACUUCAGUGCACUUGGGCGGUGGUGCUGGCCUGGGCUGAGCCACGCCCACAGUUGAGAAGCAGGCGAAAAGAAGUACUAGGAGGGGCACUCAAUCAAAAUGUGAAAAUUGUUUUGCUUUUCUAGUUUUGGAAUCGUUGUUGUUGAACGCAUUGAUCCUAGCGAGCGUCUCACUUGCUGUCUCACUCACUUACUAUACCCCUCUAUUUCUCUCACUCUCACUCUCGCUCUCACUGUCUGUCUGCAUUGUGUAAAGUCGCUUGAACAACACUGCACAUUAGUAAGGCUAACAACACUAAACACUAGUAUUAG
Drosophila arizonae is the source of this 6592-nucleotide messenger RNA. RefSeq lists its product as uncharacterized. Gene Ontology annotation, molecular function: histone acetyltransferase activity. The record is from RefSeq and is a predicted model, not a curated record. NCBI's taxonomy places the organism in Eukaryota, Metazoa, Arthropoda, Insecta, Diptera, Drosophilidae.